Molecule: messenger RNA, 657 nt
Organism: Hibiscus syriacus
Lineage: Eukaryota; Viridiplantae; Streptophyta; Magnoliopsida; Malvales; Malvaceae
Product: protein SPOROCYTELESS-like
Exons: 3
Coding region: 1-657 (218 amino acids)
Molecular function (GO): DNA-binding transcription factor activity
Source: RefSeq, a predicted model, not a curated record
AUGGUGAUCAAUGGUGGAAGUGGUGGGGGGUUAUGGGGUUCGGGAAGUGAAACAGAUGGUUUGAUGAUGCAAAGGGUUGUCGGAAAUGGAGGAUUUGGUGGGUUUAAUGGUCAGGUUUUUGUGGGAAAUCCUGGUAAUUGGCAGGUCGGUUGUGGUGUUGUGGAGGCUUCAAAAGAGAUCUCUUCAAUGCCAAAGUUUCAGCAUUGUAAACCUGAUCGUUGUGAUUGUUGCUUCAAGAAGAAGCGUUGCAGUGGAGAAACUGGAGGGAUAUUCAACCAAUUUGGACAAAUUUUCCCCAGAAAAGAUGCUGAUUUUCAUGGAAGGAACCUGGAAAACAAUCAAAAUUACAUCAAUGAAGAGAUGAAUGGAUUCAGUGCUAGAGCUGCAAGGAGUGCUUAUGCCUAUGCAGCAGCAACAGGAGGCCAAAUGAACAACAUCAAUGAGACUGUGGAUGUGUUAGCUAUUCACAAGAAGGGAAACUCGGUUGGCACUGGAAAUUAUGUGACGGAGUAUGAAUUUUUCCCUGACAAAAAUGGCAGAAACACCGCUUUCAAAGAAUGGGAACUGCCACAAGAUGAUUCUUUGUCUCUGGGAGGUGAAGCUUCUCAUGCUAAUGCUUCUAAUUGUGUUGAGUUGUCACUCAAGCUUUCUUAUUAG